AGAACGCUCACUUUGCAACUUGCACCUUCUUCGCAAAAUGGCCAACCCUAUCGUCUUCUUCGACAUGACCGUCGGCGGCGCGCCCGCGGGCCGCAUUGAGUUUGAGCUCUUCGCCGACAAGGUCCCGAAGACGGCCGAGAACUUCCGCGCGCUCUGCACGGGCGAGAAGGGCGUCGGCCGCUCGGGCAAGCCGCUCCACUUCAAGAACUCGGGCUUCCACCGUGUGAUCCCCAACUUCAUGUGCCAGGGCGGUGACUUUACGCGCGGCAACGGCACGGGCGGCGAGUCGAUCUACGGCGAGAAGUUCGAGGACGAAAACUUCCUCCUCAAGCACAAGGGCGAGGGCAUCCUCUCGAUGGCCAACGCCGGCCCCAACACGAACGGCUCGCAGUUCUUCAUCUGCACGGUCGAGACCGCCUGGUUGGACGGCAAGCACGUCGUCUUUGGCAAGGUCAUCAAGGGCAUGGACAUCGUCAAGAAGAUUGAGGGUGUCGGCUCGCAGUCGGGCCAGACCAAGAAGCCCGUCGUCGUCGCCGACUGCGGUCAGCUCUAAAUGCUCCCACGCGCUCUUAAUGACACAAUUAUUCCUUGAAAAACACA
Messenger RNA from Saprolegnia diclina VS20, 600 nucleotides. Its product is annotated as peptidyl-prolyl cis-trans isomerase. The transcript has a single exon. Gene Ontology annotation, biological process: protein peptidyl-prolyl isomerization; protein folding. NCBI's taxonomy places the organism in Eukaryota, Oomycota, Saprolegniomycetes, Saprolegniales, Saprolegniaceae. The coding region runs from base 38 to 553 and encodes 171 amino acids. Gene Ontology annotation, molecular function: peptidyl-prolyl cis-trans isomerase activity. The record is from RefSeq and is a predicted model, not a curated record.